Messenger RNA from Juglans regia (Persian walnut), 780 nucleotides. Its product is annotated as V-type proton ATPase subunit F. Lineage: Eukaryota; Viridiplantae; Streptophyta; Magnoliopsida; Fagales; Juglandaceae. The transcript is spliced from 5 exons. Gene Ontology annotation, cellular component: membrane; proton-transporting V-type ATPase, V1 domain. The record is from RefSeq and is a predicted model, not a curated record. Gene Ontology annotation, molecular function: proton-transporting ATPase activity, rotational mechanism. Bases 135 to 527 code for a protein of 130 amino acids. Gene Ontology annotation, biological process: proton transmembrane transport.
CUCAAGUCGGGUCUCUUUAUAUAUUUGAACCCUUUUAAAAGCAAUGCUCCCGAACGGGUUCUCUAAAUUCCCUUUUCCCCGUCUGUGAAAUCUUUCUUUUGAUCCGUUCUUACAGUUGAAUUAUAGGACUUUAAAUGGCGGGCAGAGCUCAAAUUCCCAAUAAAAGCUCAGCGCUUAUUGCGAUGAUUGCUGAUGAGGACACUGUUACUGGGUUUUUGAUGGCCGGUGUGGGAAAUGUCGACUUGCGGAGAAAGACAAACUAUCUUAUCGUUGAUUCAAAAACAACAGUCAAAGCAAUUGAAGAUGCAUUCAAAGAGUUCACUACAAGGGAGGAUAUUGCUAUUGUUUUAAUCAGCCAAUACGUUGCGAACAUGAUUAGGUUUCUGGUCGAUAGCUACAAUAAUCCCAUACCAGCUAUUUUGGAGAUCCCUUCCAAGGAUCACCCUUAUGAUCCUGCUCAUGAUUCAGUUCUUUCACGUGUCAAGUAUCUCUUCUCUACUGAAUCUGUGGCAUCAGGACGACGAUAAGUAUGUCUAUAUGUUUCGCUCUGCAGGAUGUGAACACAAAAAUUUCCUUGUUGAUGGCUACAUAUGCGCUGCUUUUGUGCACACAACUGUAUGCAGUGCUUUCCAUUUCCUUUGCAUUGAUUGAUUUAUCUGAAUACUUUAUGUUCUCUUGUUGUGUCCAAUUAUGAAUUAUUGAUGCGAUAUGAAUUCUGGUUAUGACGAUUAAAGGAGAAAAUGGUCAUAUAAAACUUAGGCUAAGAUAUUUUAUUUUUCA